AACACGCAUCUUGUUCGCGGAACCAUUUUUCAUUUAUGAAGAAAUUCGAAUAAAUACCGAAAAUCCACGUGAUACUUUCACUCCUUUCUGUAUUUUAGAGGACGAAGAAUCAUGAUAACUUGGGGUAUUUUAUUGUCUGUCCUCUCUGUCACUGUCUCUCUGACAUCCGGGUCUCUAAAACAUCCGUCAGAGGACUGCGAGGAUUACUGCCUCCCAGAAAAAACAUCGUGUAGCGUCACGUGUAGACGGAAUAAUCUAUUUAACAAACUUAGAUUUCUUGACUGUUCAAGAACGUGCAAAUCUUCGUACUUAAACUGCUGUGACAAGUGUAACCAAAAUGCACAUCGGAAGAAACUAUCUUGGCAAAACUGGACUCAAAACAAACAAAUUCACACCAUACAAGGAGAGAUUAAAGGCCCAAGUGUCAAUAAAGGUGAAACCAAUAUCACCAAUAUUGGAAAAGCACUGACCAAUCAGACCAGUGGCACGCAGGGACCGGCCAAUCAUACACAAGUCAAAGAAGCACAUAGUAAUUCAACCACUGCCACGCAAGCGCCAUCCCAACAACUGCAUUCAUGGACAACGAUGAAUCCGGCAUUGAUGCGACAACAGCCGAUGCCACCGGGAAAAGCGUGUUUGAUUGUGUGUACGGCGGAGCGGUACACUUGUCAGAGGGAGUGUCAGUUGACCCCAUACGAUUUUGGGUGUAUGCCUGAAUGUGACGUUGAUUACUAUGACUGUGAACGAGAUUGUCAAAUUCAGGCACGUUAUCACAGACAUCCGUUUGGACGCUGAAGAAAAUUCAUUUGUGUAAUAUGUAAUGAACAAUUUUUUUUAUUUAAAAAUUUUAAUAUUUGUUAUUAAUAUAAGAUGUUUGUCUACCAACAAGCUUAUGGAAAAGUGUCUCUCAAACGUUGUUAAUUGAGUGAAUAAAUUUU
Molecule: messenger RNA, 938 nt
Organism: Magallana angulata
Lineage: Eukaryota; Metazoa; Mollusca; Bivalvia; Ostreida; Ostreidae
Exons: 2
Coding region: 112-795 (227 amino acids)
Source: RefSeq, a predicted model, not a curated record